This is a messenger RNA of Episyrphus balteatus (marmalade hoverfly), 2255 nucleotides long. RefSeq names its product zinc finger protein ZFP2-like. Lineage: Eukaryota; Metazoa; Arthropoda; Insecta; Diptera; Syrphidae. The record is from RefSeq and is a predicted model, not a curated record. Gene Ontology annotation, cellular component: nucleus. Gene Ontology annotation, biological process: regulation of transcription by RNA polymerase II. The transcript has 3 exons. Gene Ontology annotation, molecular function: zinc ion binding; DNA-binding transcription factor activity; RNA polymerase II cis-regulatory region sequence-specific DNA binding. The coding region runs from base 138 to 1637 and encodes 499 amino acids.
GAAUUUAUUUUUGUUGUUGAACAAUUUUUCUCAUCCAGAAUACAAAAAUCUUCUUUCUAAAUUUUAUGUCUAAAAAUAGACUUAAAACUCAUUAAAAAACACCCCCCUGCUAAGAAUAAACAAAUCCAAACGAAAAAAUGGAUAAAACCCUUCAAAAACUAUGUCGUUUAUGUGGUGAAGAGCGUCUUUCUUCCUUCGAUGUGUUUAUAAAAUCCGAGGACAAUGUUUUAAUGGUUGAAGUUAUAAAGAAUAUUUUAAAUAUAUCGAUCUCCCACGAUGACACAAUUCCAAAUGAAAUAUGCGCUAUUUGCCAUACGUUUCUAUUAGAUUUUCUCAAAUUCCGUGAUACCGCCGAAAAGACUCAAUUAUUCCUUGUCGAUUUGGAAUUGAAUCUAGAAAAAGAGAAAACAGCUGCACGAAACGAACGCAAACAUUCGAUAGAAUCAAUUAAAUCCGAGCGAAGUAACGCUGCAUUUGUUGAUGCUUCAGAAGUUAACUUUACUUCAUCGGAUGAUGAAAGUUUCACUCCUUUAAAAGAGAGCUCACCAAAGACAAAAAAGUCACCUCGAAAGAAAUUGAAAAUGUCGCAGAAAGACAUGGAAAUACCUAAAAAUGAAAAUUCCGAAGAAGAAGCAAGUAAUCAAAGCUUCAGUUGGGACGAUGAGAAUGUCCCACUUAUCGAAGUUGCUUCAAGAAAUUCUGGCGGGGAAAACAAAACGACGACAAAUCCUCGAAGAUGUUUCCAAGAAGAUAACGUCACACAAACAGAUGAUAAAAUGCUAGUCAAACGGGAAAGAAGCUAUGAUUCAAUCGAAAUAACCAUCGAAAGUCCUUUGGACAAUCCCGAAGAGUGUACCAUUUGUCAGAAGCAAUUCUCCAAAGAACGAUAUCUGCGACAUCAUCUGCGAACUACUCACAAAAUCAACAUCAAAGCGAAUUAUCCAUGCAAUCGAUGUACCCGCAAAUUCAUGCAGAAAUUGUCUUGGGAACGCCACCAGAAGAUUCAUGAUGAUCCGAAUUUAAAUAAACCAGUUUCUUGUGAAAUUUGUGGCAAGUUCUAUAUAAACAAGCAGACUCUAAAAGCGCACAUUCGUUCAAUUCACAUUGAUAUUGGGAAGAAGUAUGUUUGUGAGGAAUGUGGAGCCCAGUUCAAAGGGAUCAGUAGUCUGAAGACUCACAAAAUCACACACACUGGAGAAUUUCCAUUCGAGUGUGAGAAAUGUGAUCGUAGAUUUCAGAGUAAAGCCAAUCUAUUUGUUCAUCAAGAUACCCACACGGAAACACCAUAUGUCUGCGAAAUAUGUAAUAAACCAUCGACUACGUUGCGUGGUUUGCGAUUGCAUAUGGUUAAUCAUUCGGAUGAAAAACCACACAAAUGCCAUAUGUGCGGGAAUGCUUAUAAGCGAAUUACGGCCUUGAAGAAACACUUGAUUGUACAUAGCGGUAUAAGGCCGUAUGCGUGUAAUUUCUGUGAGCGGACAUUUGCGGAUGGAUCGAAUAAGCGGAUUCAUAUGAGACGAUUGCACAAAAAAGAACUGGCAGAAAUGGAAUCGGCCGGGAUGAAGGUGCCUCCGGCGGUUUUGCCAAAAAUUCAGCAACUGAGGGAAGAUGGCGGAGGAGUCACUGUGCAGGUGUAGGUGAAUGAUCUAUCUAUUUUUGAAUGGAAUGCAAAGUUUGUUUGUUGGUGUAGACGAGCUUCAAUCGACUGUGUCGAAACGGCUCCUAGGCAUGUUUGGCAAAUUUCUCAAAAGAAGCGCAAAAAUUGCACGGUUAGUAGUUGAAUAAGCAAAACAUAGAGAUUAUUAACAAAAUGUAUUAUAACUAGUCGAGUCAAAUUAGACAUAAAAUUUGUAAAAUCUCGGAAUCCAGGGAAAGUCGAUGCAUCUGAAAAACGAGUAUAGGGCUGAAUUAUAAAAGGGUCAAAUAAGAAAGUUAAAAAAAAAAUUUCACCGCUCUCGAUUACAACAGUUUUUAUGGACCGUUAACUGUCAUUCCGUAUGCAAGCGUCAAUCGGAAUUGCUGUCUCAUUUUAGAUUUUGAUCAAACUUUGUAGGGAUGUUCUCUAGGACUGUAAGAAAGCAAAUCCAUGAUGAUUUAAUUUUAAGUUGCGUGGUUUCCCCGCUACCCGCAUUCGAACUUUUUCAGAAGGUCAUUUUUAUGUUAUUAUAGCUUUGCGUCUACUAAAGAUAUCUUUUUGUUUGAAACGCCAUUUUAAAGCUUAAGAAUAGUAAUUUUUGAAUAUAUAUUAAAAAAUU